CCUUAUUUUCUUAUCUUUAUUGGCCACAUUCAUAGUACUGGCUUGUUUCCGAAAGCGAUAGGCUUUGAAACUAUCUUUCCCCACACGCCUGAUGGGAGUAGUAGUUUCUCCCGACGCAGGCUUGAGUUAGCCUGGGCGAAAUCAUGCCACUUGCCCUCCCUGAGCUUCUGCUUCUAGAGGGGCCAGCGGGUGCACCGUGGGACGAACUCCUCCGGCAGUGUCAGGAGACACGCAGCCUAGCUGUCUGAAACGAAGGGUGGGUCCGAGAAAGCGCUCUUGAUGGAGGCCCCCUCGAGCCCUUGUUCUGCUCUUCAGGAAGGCAUGGAUCGAGGGGGUCGAAAUCACGGAGCCGUCCGAAGCCACGGCCCCCUAGCAGUUGCCUCGGUGGCCCUCCUGCUCCUGGGGUUUGCUUCUCGAGGAGCUGUGGAGGCGAGGCCUCUCUUUGGCACUGAUGAUAGUUAUGGCAAGCCUAACGUUGUGAUGGUCAUAUGCGAUUCCUUUGAUGGAAGGCUGACAUUUCACCCAAAAAAUGAAACGGUAGCUUUGCCUUUUAUCAAUCUCAUGAGAAGACAUGGCUCUCUCUUUCUUAAUGCCUACACCAAUUCUCCAAUAUGUUGUCCUUCCCGUGCUGCUAUGUGGAGUGGACUCUUCACUCACUUAACAGAGUCUUGGAAUAACUUUAAGGGCUUAGAUCCAAAUUACAUAACAUGGAUGGACCUCAUGGAAAAGCAAGGCUACUCUGCUCAGAAAUAUGGAAAAAUAGAUUAUACUUCAGGGCACCAUUCAGUAAGUAACCGUGUGGAGGCUUGGACCAGAAAUGUCAAUUUUUUGCUUGAGCAGGAAGGCAGGCCUGUGGCCAAACUCAUAGGUAACAAGAGUUAUAUAAGAGUCAUGCAAAAAGAUUGGGAGAUCACUGAUGAAGCAGCAAGUUGGAUAAGAAAUAAUGCAACUCACUUAAAACAACCCUUUGUUCUUUACUUGGGAUUAAAUUUACCUCACCCAUAUCCUUCACCCUCCUCAGGAGAAAAUUAUGGAUCGUCUACAUUUCUGACAUCUCCAUAUUGGCUACAAAGGGUGAGAUACAAAGCCAUUAAGAUUCCAAAAUGGUCUCCAUUUUCAGAGAUGCACUCAGUAGAUUAUUAUUCCUCUUACACUAAGAACUGCACUGGGAAAUUUACACAGAAAGAAAUCAGAGAUAUUCGAGCACAUUAUUAUGCCAUGUGUGCAGAAACUGAUGCCAUGCUUGGUGAGAUAAUUUCUGCUCUAACUGAAACAGGGUUACUCAAAAGAACUCUUGUCAUAUUCAUGGCAGAUCAUGGAGAACUUGCUAUGGAACAUAGACAGUUUUAUAAAAUGAGCAUGUAUGAAGCAAGUUCCCAUGUUCCCCUGCUUAUAAUGGGGCCGAGCAUUAAGCCACAAGUCAUAGCCAAUGUGGUGUCCCUUGUGGAUAUCUAUCCUACCAUGCUUGAUAUUGCUAGAGUACCCAUGCCAAAAAAUCUCAGUGGAAAUUCACUGAUGCCUUUGUUAUUGGAAAAGACAGAAGAUGAAGUCCCAACUAGAAAUCCACGUCCCAAUUGGGUUCUGAGUGAAUUCCAUGGCUGCAAUGUGAAUUCUUCAACCUACAUGCUGCGAAUUGACAAAUGGAAAUACAUAGCUUAUUCAGAUGGCCGUUCAGUAUCUCCUCAGCUGUUUGAUCUCUCUGCUGAUCCAGAUGAACUAACAAACAUAGCAACACAGUUUCCAGAGAUCGCACAAUCUUUGAACAAAAAACUCUACUCCAUAAUUGACUAUCCAAAAGUUUCUGCCUCUGUUGAGCAAUACAACAAGCAGCAAUUUAUCAACUGGAAACAAAGUUUAGGACAAAACUAUUCAGAUACCUUAGCUAACCUCAGAUGGCAUCAGAACUGGAAAAAACACCCCAGGAAGUAUGAGCAUGCAAUUGACAGAUGGAUUAAAGGGAAUACAACUAUACAAAAUGCAUGUAGAAAGUGCCCCAAAUAAUCUGAGUCUGAAAAUAAAGGAAUAGUGCAGGUAUAAUGAGCAGUGAUCUCUCAUUGCUACAGAGAUUGGGAAUGGGCCGUAGGAUCAGUUGCUCCUUGUCCCAUAGUCUCUCCCAUCUCCAGACACAAAUUCACCCUGCUGAGCUGUAAAUACAGUUCAAUAUUUUACCAAUGUGAGCUGUGAUUAAUACUAACCCAGUUCUCUCUAAACGAUUUCAAGUCUGGUUUAGAGAAAACUCUGGUUAGUGAAUCACGAUUAGCAUGGGUGCUGACAUAAUGGCCUCAUUCAGACAUAAUCUAUCUCCUCCCUUCUCCUCUUAAGGCAUGGCUGCAAGAUCAGAGCCUUUCUCUUCUGUUUUGAACUAACUGCAGUGUAUUGUUAUGGCCAAACCCAAACUGUUUAAACUUCACCAUGGUUUGAGCAGAGCAGAGGUGCAGAGCCCUUGUUCCAUUGGGACAACAAGUGGGGCACAAAGCUGGGGAGUUGGCUGGUGCUCGGAAGAGCACCUGUUCUUUCCAGUCCUGGCUGAGUCCCUUUCUCUGAGCUGAGAGAUGGUGUGGAACUCUGUGCCUCUUCUCAACACAGGGAAAGUAAAAUUGGGUGGGAACAGGGUGAUGGAAUCAGGGGGUGGGAUCUUGUCCACUGACAUCAUCUAACCUGCAGAGGGCCUGGGGGGAGGCAGUUUAUCACUUCACCAAAGAUUAGUUCUGCAACCUAAUUUAGAAUAACCAUUUCUAAUCUUGGGUCCCCAGAUGUUGGACUACAACUCCUAUCAUCCCUAUCCAUUGGUCAUGGUGGCUGGAGAUUAUGGGAGUUGUCCAACAACAUCUGGGGACCCAAGUUUGGGAAAAGCUAGUUUAGGGAAAUAAGCCAACUUCAAACCAUGGUUCAUGGUUGUUUCCCUAAAUCAUAGUUAAGAUUAACUACAGUUUUGAGUUCAGAUGUAAUGAUAAAUUUCCGUUAAAAAGGAAGCAAAAGCUUCUAAUGUUUUGAUGAGCCUAAGGCUCAUGCAUAUAUUGGUAAGCCAUAGUUUAGUGUUACUUCUGAACCUGUCCAGUGCUUAACUGUGGUUAAGGCUGACAAGGGAAUGACAGGGAAUACAUCCAGGGGGCUUAUGAGACAUGGUCUGCUCCCAGUCAUUUAACCAUGCUUAAGAAAUCACUGCAUAUUACAUUUGCACCAGCCGUAAAGGUGCCUUCAGGAAAAUAAAAACAGUAUAUAACAUUGUGGCUAAAUGAUUGAGCUACAAAUCAGGCCGCUAAGAUCAUCUUCCUGGCUCGCAGCUCUGACCAUGUUACUCCACUUCUGAAAUCUCUUCAUUGGCUUCCAAUUCACUUCAGAAUCCAAUAUAAACUUCUCCUGUCGACCUUCAAAGCUUUUCAUGGUCUAGCUCCUUCCUAUCUCUCCUCUCUCAUCUCACACUAUUGCCCCGCUCGUGCUCUUCGCUCCUCUGAUGCCAUGUUUCUCACCUGCCCAAGGGCCUCUACUUCCCUUGCUCGGCUUCGUCCAUUUUCCUCUGCUGCCCCUUACGCCUGGAACGCUCUUCCAGAACAUCUGAGAUCCACAAGUUCAAUCGCAGCUUUUAAAGCUCAGCUAAAAACUUUUCUUUUUCCUAAAGCCUUUAAAACUUGAUGUUGCUUGGACUUUAUACUGUUAGUUCUACCCUACCCUGUGCCUGUUUACCCUACCCAGUGCUUGUUUGCAUUCUCUUCCCCUCCUCAUUGCUUUACUAUGGUUUUAUUAGAUUGUAAGCCUAUGCGGCAGGGUCUUGUGAUUUACUGUUUUACUCUGUACAGCACCAUGUACAUUGAUGGUGCUAUAUAAAUAAAUAAAUAAAUAAAUAAAUAAAUAAUAAUAAUAAUA
Elgaria multicarinata webbii is the source of this 3864-nucleotide messenger RNA. It is a transcript of the gene ARSK, whose product is annotated as arylsulfatase family member K. The record is from RefSeq and is a predicted model, not a curated record. Lineage: Eukaryota; Metazoa; Chordata; Lepidosauria; Squamata; Anguidae. The transcript is spliced from 8 exons. Gene Ontology annotation, molecular function: arylsulfatase activity; glucuronate-2-sulfatase activity. The coding region runs from base 280 to 2001 and encodes 573 amino acids.